GGGUAUUUUGUCUUCCAUUGUAAAAAUUGUUUGAUUGUGAUUACAACUCCCAUUAGAUGGACGGCCAGCAGGAGGAGUUUGUCAGAUUAUCAUCAUCUUCUGAUACAGGAGUGAAAAAAGGCAGAUUUAGCAUUGAAGCUUUAGGGCAUACUGGUCAUUCCAGCAAUUCAACAUCUUUUAAGAAAGGAAUCAGAAAGGGAUCUGAAGGACUUAAACCCAUCGGCCAAUCACUUAGAUUUGGGGUUUCUCAUGCAGUGUUUCCAAAAGAUGUUAAAGUGUUAGAGAGGAAGAUAUUUGAUCCUCAAGACAAAUUCCUCUUGUUCUGCAAUAAACUGUUCUUUGUAUCAUGCCUUCUGGCUGUAGCUGUGGAUCCUUUAUUCUUUUUUCUUCCAGUCAUUGAUGGUUCUUUAAAUUGUCUUGGCAUGGAUGAAAAAUCAGCUAUUUCUGUGACAACACUGCGUACUGCUAUUGAUGCUUUCUAUCUUAUACGCAUGGCUCUACAAUUUCGAACAGCUUUUAUUGCCCCAACAUCUCGGGUUUUUGGACGAGGUGAACUUAUUGUAGAUCCUGCACAGAUAGCAAAGCGAUACAUGCGGCGGUAUUUCAUUGUUGAUUUUCUUUCUGUGUUACCCCUACCACAGAUUGUUUGUUGUAGAUUUCUUUUGAGAUCUAAUGGUUCAGAUGUACUGGCUACGAAACAGACUUUGUUUUUCAUUGUCUUGUUUCAAUAUGUCCCUAGAUUGCUUCGUAUGCGGCCCUUAACUUCAGAGUUGAAAAGGACUGCAGGUGUCUUUGCUGAAACUGCCUUGGCUGGUGCUGCAUAUUAUUUGCUACUAUUUAUGGUUGUCACUCAUGUAGUUGGGGCAUUGUGGUACUUUUUUGCCCUAGCACGUAAUGAUACUUGCUGGCACAGGGCUUGUCAUGAAACUGCAGGUUGUAACACAGAUUUCCUGUAUUGUGGAAAUCAGAAUAUGGGUGGUUAUAGUGAUUGGAGCAGGAACAGUACUGCUGUUCUGCAGUCACAUUGCUCAGUGAAGGAAGAAAAUCCCCCAUUUGAUUAUGGAAUCUUCUUAUAUGUGUUCUCACAUGGCAUCGCUUCAUCUGAUAAUCUUUUUACCAAGUACUAUUACUCUUUUUGGUGGGGACUGCAGAACUUUAGUACACUUGGUCAAGGAUUUCAAACUAGCCUUGUUCCUGCAGAAAACAUAUUUGCCAUAGUACUAGUCAUAGCUGGGCUUAUCCUCUUGGCUCUUUGGAUUGACCAUAUGGAGACCUAUCUCCAGUCAUUGACUAUUAGGAUUGAGGAAAUGAGAGUUAAAAGGCUUGAUUCAGAUCAGUGGAUGCAUCAUCGUUUGCUCCCACCAGCACUCAGGGAACGAGUGAGACGUUAUGACCAGUAUAAGUGGUUGGAAACACGAGGGGUGGAUGAAGAAAGUUUGGUUCAGAGCCUACCAAAAGAUCUUAGAAGAGACAUCAAGCGACACCUCUGUCUAGAUUUGGUUAGGAGGGUACCUUUAUUUGAGAAAAUGGAUGAGAGUUUACUUGAUGCCAUUUGCGAGCGGCUGAAGCCGUGCUUAUUUACUGAGAACGCAUACAUUGUCCGAGAAGGAUAUCCAGUUGUCAAGAUGCUCUUUAUUAUACAUGGCCGGCUUGAGAGUGUAACUACAGAUGGUGGACGAAGCGGGUUCUUCAAUCUUAGUUUUCUGGAAGAAGGAGACUUCUGUGGCGAGGAGCUUUUGACCUGGGCACUGGAUCCCAAAUCUGGAGAUAACCUCCCAUUCUCUACUCGGACGGUGAAGACUAUGAAAGAGGUCGAGGCUUUCGCUCUAGAAGCAGAAGAGUUACAAUUUGUGGCUGCUCAAUUCAGGCGCCUUCACAGUAAACAACUUCGGCACACCUUCAGGUUCCACUCCCACCAGUGGAGGACAUGGGCUGCAUGCUUCAUCCAAGCUGCCUGGCGGUAUUACAAUAGAAAGAAAAUGGAACAAUUCUGCAAGGUAAAAGAAGCAGAAACACCAGAUGGAGUCCAAAAAACCAGCAGAGGUUCAUAUAGUAUCGGUGCUGCCUUGUUAGUCUCGAGGUUUGCAGCAAAUUCCCUUCGAGUUAUUCGCCGCAACAGGAUUGCCAAGACCCCCCAGGAACUGCUUAAGCUACAAAAGCCUCCAGAGCCCGAUUUCACCACCGAAGAAUGAUGAAUUGCAAGGCUUGCUGUGAGAAAAAGAUCAGUAGAAAUUGAGCAUGUGCAUGGUAGUCAAAUCCCCCAUAAUAUUGUGUAUGAAAAACUUAAUCUUUUAGAUCGUAUAUCGUAUGGUAAAAUACAUAUUUUAAAUAAUAAUAAUAAAACAGGGGAGAACAAUUAUUUUCUAUC
Molecule: messenger RNA, 2368 nt
Organism: Mangifera indica (mango)
Lineage: Eukaryota; Viridiplantae; Streptophyta; Magnoliopsida; Sapindales; Anacardiaceae
Product: probable cyclic nucleotide-gated ion channel 5
Exons: 7
Coding region: 57-2192 (711 amino acids)
Biological process (GO): transmembrane transport; monoatomic ion transport
Cellular component (GO): membrane
Molecular function (GO): monoatomic ion channel activity
Source: RefSeq, a predicted model, not a curated record